UCAUAUUGGUAGUAUCAGUAUUUGGGUCAAUCCGCCCACCCAUACUGUGAAAAGUGAAUAACCUAUAGAGUGAUUUGCUAGAGAAAGCUAGAGAAAAGCCCAACAGGAAGUGCUGCUGAAAUAAUUGCAUCAAACAGGCAGAGCUGGUCUGGUUUGCAACGCGUGUUUCAACACCAGCGGCUUGUCAUUGUAGAUACGGUAGCUAUCAACCUGCCAUCUUUCUGUCAGUCCGUGCCAGAAUGUCACUCCUCUUGUCUGCCCUUUGCUGGGCUGGCCCCUGUCAAGUCCUGCUAGUCGCCGGUGCUGGACUGGUUGCCAUGGUUACGGUCUGGACGGCCAGGCUGUUGCUUCAACAUGCUUGGUUCACUCACCGACUGUCCUGCUUCAGCAAGCCUCGUGCACACUCUUGGCUGAUAGGUCACCUGGGCCAGAUGCAGAGCACAGAGGAAGGUCUCCUCCAGGUGGAUGAGUUAGUGCAGAUGUACAAACAUUCCUGCAGCUGGUUCCUCGGACCAUUCUACCAUUUGGUCAGACUCUUCCACCCCGACUUUACCAAACCUCUGCUUUUAGCACCCGCCAGCAUCACGCUGAAAGACGAGCUCAUCUACGGUCAUCUCCGUCCUUGGCUUGGCCAGAGUCUGUUACUGAGCAACGGGGAGGCGUGGGCCCGCAGGAGGCGCCUCCUCACCCCAGCGUUUCAUUUUGACAUACUGAGGAACUACGUUGCCACAUUUAACGCUUCAGCAGACACCAUGCACGAAAAGUGGCAGCGUCUGGUGGCGGAGGGGCGCACCACCAUCGAGAUGUUCGACCACGUCACGUUGAUGACUUUGGACAGUUUGCUGAAAUGCGCCUUCAGUUACAGCAGCAACUGUCAGGAGUCCCGCAGUGAGUACGUGUCAGCCAUCGUGGAGUUGAGUGACCUCCUCAUCGAGCGGCGCCAGAACAUUCUGCAUCACUGGGACUGGGUUUACUGGAAGACGCGGCAGGGGAAACGGUUCAAGAAGGCUUUGAACGUUGUGCACAGGUUCACAAGAGAAGUGGUUCAGAGGCGCCAUGCGCUCAUCGACCAGUCUGAGUCCACCUCCACCCCGCAUCGGAAAAGGGAUUUUGUGGACAUCAUCCUGUUAUCCAAGGAUGGAGACGGGCACGGUUUAACAGACGAGGAGAUCGAAGCGGAGGCCAACACCUUCAUGUUUGCAGGUCACGACACCACGGCCAGCGCCAUUUGCUGGACGUUGUACAAUUUAGCACGCCACACACACUUUCAAGACAAAUGCAGGACGGAGGUGCUGGAGCUGAUGUGUGGACGCCAGGGUCGAGGAAUAGAGUGGGAAGAUCUGUCCAACCUUCCUUUCACCACCAUGUGCAUCAGGGAGGCGCUCAGGCUCCACUCGCCGGUGCAGGCCGUAACCAGGACCUACACCCAAGACAUGCCGCUGCCGGGGAACCGGACCGUACCAAAGGGUGCUAUCUGCUUAGUGAGCAUUUACGGGACCCACCACAACCCUGACGUAUGGACAAAUCCACAUGAGUUUGAUCCUCAGCGAUUUGAAGGCAUUCACCACGAGAGCCGCUCUUCUCACGCCUUUAUUCCCUUCUCCUCAGGCCCCAGGAACUGCAUCGGUCAGAAGUUUGCUCUAGCAGAGCUCCGUGUUGUCGUGGCAUUGACCCUGCACAGGUUCCGCCUGAGCCUGGGGGUGAACCCCAAAUCUGGCUCUGAAGAGGUUCGCCGUCUUCCCCAGCUUGUGCUGCGUGCCGAGGGCGGCCUGUGGCUGCAGCUGGAGCCUCUGACCCCGCCCAAGUCAUGAAAAUGCCACUGAUGUCACCUUCAUGAAAGCAAAAUACAUCUCCUAUCACACCUUUUCACAUAUCCAAAAUUGAAAAAAACGAGCCGUCUUGUGUGCAGUCUGACUAAAAUUGAUCUCUAUGAGAAGCCGGCAGCGAGUCAGCAGCUCAGGGACCAUCUAUAAAUGUUUUCCUCUUCUUCUUUGGUAUUAUUGCACUAAUUCAAUGUUGCCCACUCCUCAGUAAAAGACGUAGCUAAUGGCUGUACAAGAAAUCGCUGGAUCACGUAAUUGGUUAUUUUUCCAUUUUGGUAAUUUUUUAUUGUGCUUCAUAAUUAUUUUGGAGAUUACUUAUCAUAAUAAUCAUGAAUAAAUCCAAUUCUGUAACAUGUACAGUAUGUUCAAGUAUGUUUGAUGUGAUUGUUUGGGUACAAGACACUCAAAGAAUUGGCCAAAAAGGGUGAAACAAAUGUACUCUAAU
Doryrhamphus excisus (bluestripe pipefish) is the source of this 2268-nucleotide messenger RNA. RefSeq names its product cytochrome P450, family 4, subfamily F, polypeptide 3 (gene cyp4f3). The record is from RefSeq and is a predicted model, not a curated record. Lineage: Eukaryota; Metazoa; Chordata; Actinopteri; Syngnathiformes; Syngnathidae. Gene Ontology annotation, molecular function: monooxygenase activity; iron ion binding; heme binding.